UUCUAAAAGAAAUAUUUUCAGUUUCACUAUUGUCAGUUGCAACUUUCUUUACUUGUUAUUUUUGGUACUUAUCAGUUUUUCUCUAAGAUGCAAUGCAGUACAGAGUGACAUCGAUUGUUUAAAAUCGAUUCGAAAUUCGUUGGAAGACCCUUUAAAUUUCUUGAGCUCUACGUGGCAGUUCGACAAUCAGACAGAAGGUUUCAUAUGCAAAUUUACAGGAAUACAGUGCUGGCAUCCUGAUGAGAAUAAGGUUCUAAGUAUUAGCCUUCCAGACAUGGGACUAAAAGGUGAGUUUCCUCGAGGCAUUCAAAAGUGCUCUUCUUUAAGUUCUCUAGAUCUCUCAAACAACGAGUUAUAUGGAACCAUCCCUCUGGAUAUAUCAAGAGUAAUUGGAUUUGCGGUAAUACUUGAUCUCUCGAAUAACCAAUUAUCAGGACAGAUGCCAGUAGACUUAGCAAAUUGCUCUUAUCUUAAUGACAUCAAAUUAGACAACAAUGUACUAACAGGUCAAAUCCCACCUCAAAUUGGCCUCUUAGGUCGCCUCAAGACGUUCAAUGUUGCCAACAACAAGUUGACGGGGCCAGUGCCAAAUUUUAUCAAAGCCACUAUUUCGGCUGAAAGUUACGCAAAUAAUUUAGGACUUUGCGGUGGUCCUCUAAAACCGUGUUACAGUGUUGGAGUUCCAAAGCGAAACCAUCGUACUCUGUUUGUUAGUGGUUUUGUAACUGGUUGGUCGCUAUUCACUUUACUUGGUAUAUAUCUUUUUUAUCUUUGGUUUUCCUUGUGUAAAGAAGAUAUUUGUAUCGAUCAAGAAUAGAACAAAGAGAACGGUGAUUGAUGGAAGUGAGUGUCCAGACGGAAUAGAAGUAAACAAUGACCCGAAGAUUUCAAAGCUGGAGAAGAUUGUUACAAGAAUGAGUUUUAUGGAACUAGCAAAAGCGACUUCAUAUUUUAGCCAAGACCAUUAAAUUGGGAAGGGAAUGCUGGGAAAAGUGUACAAGGGACUGGUCCCAAAUGGCUGGAAUGUUGCCAUAAAGAGGCUCGAUGCCUCAGAAAAUUUGGAGGAAGAGUUUGUUUCUGAGAUUACAAUUCUGGGCAGUCUGAGGCAUCAAAAUUUAGUCCCUUUAAUCGGUUUUUGUGCAGCGAGGGACGAGCAACUGCUGGUUUACAAAUACAUGCCAAAUGGAAACUUACAUGAGUGGCUACAUACGACUGAUGACAAGGCAAAGCUCUUGGACUUUCCUUUAAGGGUUAAAAUUGCUGUUGGUGUCGCGAAAGCCCUUACUUGGCUUCAUGAUGGUGGAAAUUUCCAUGUUGUGCAUAGUAACUUAAGCACACAAAGUAUUUUGCUAGACGAAAAUUUUGAUCCCAAGAUAUCCAAUUUUUGGGAGGCAACAAUUGCAAAACAAAAUGACAUGAAUUCAAGCAUGAGUCUAUUGCCAAUAGUUGAAUAUUUAGACUUUACAUCUUACAAGAAAGAUGUAUAUAGAUUUGGGGUUGUGCUUCUUGAGCUUUUAACAAGGAAGGAAUCUUACCAAUUGAGCUGCUCAAGUUUAAAUCUUAGCAGUAGCUCUUUUGCCAGUCCUCUUGAUGUGGAUAAAGUGCUGUUAGGUCAAGGUUUUGAUGCUAAGAUAUUGCAGCUACUUGAACUUGCAAGUAACUGUAUGAAGUUCAUUCCUAAUCAAAGGCCAACGAUGCUUCAAGUGUAUCUGACUGUAGCUGCGAUUUCUCGAAUUCAUGAUCAAACAGGAGACCCUGAAAUACAGUAGCAAGUGGAAUAGAAGCAGCCAUGUGUAUUCCCUUGCUUUCUAUGUUUAUUUCAUUAGCAAGAAGUGUGUCUAUCUCACUUCCAACCAAGAGAUUGUGAGUUCGAGUCACCCAAAGAGCAAGGUGGGGAGUUCUUGGAGGGAAGGAUGCC
Nicotiana tabacum (common tobacco) is the source of this 1918-nucleotide messenger RNA. Lineage: Eukaryota; Viridiplantae; Streptophyta; Magnoliopsida; Solanales; Solanaceae. The record is from RefSeq and is a predicted model, not a curated record.